CGCAGGCUGGGUGCUGCAAAGCCUUGCCUGCACCCGCAGCAGUUCCUGUGGGGCUGCCUGCCCAUGCCUGCAGGCUGAGCCCUGUGCCUGGUGAGGACAGCUUGGCAUCACCCUGGAGCCCAGCGUGGGGCCACCCUGGAGCCCUCAGCGGCAGUGUCACCACACUGCUCUGCCAGAGCUGGACCUGGGGGGCUGUGGACGGCGCUGCGGGGUGAGAGAUGAUGGGCUGAGCAUCCAUCUCAGGGGCACCACAGGGCCAUGAGCUCCCCGUGCCACCCUGACUCCGACAUCGCAGCCUGGUUGGCCACCAUCCACUUGGAGAGGUACUGUGAUGUCUUCAAGCAGCAUGGGUACCACGUGGCCAGAGACGCUGCCUCGCUGGACAGUGACCACCUGCAGCAGAUUGGCAUCACCCCCACCGGGCAUCGCAAAAGGAUCCUGAACCUGGUACAGCAGACACGGCUGCUGAGUCAGUCCUGGGGAGGACCCCCAGCAGGAGACACCCAUCUCCAAGCCACCAAGGUCCUGGAUGCACCCCAAGCGGGUGAGGAUGCCAUGAAAACAGAGCCAGGAGGGGUUCCUGAUGCCUUUGGGACGCAGCAGAGUCUAGAGAAGGACCCUACUCCUCCCCUGGUGAAGCCAGUUCCCAAGCCCAGGACGGUUUUCCCUCGCUUAAAGCCAGAGCAGGGUUUGGCACCGGUGCCACCUUUGCGCACCACAGUGCGGACACACACGGGCAGCGAAGGGGUGGCUGAAGCCUUUGUGGUACUGGAGGGGUUUGUGCCGGGGGAGACUUCCACGGAUUUGGAGAGCCCGGAGCCCAGGCCAGCGGUGCCAAUUGGUCCAGGGGUGACCGUGGACAUGGGCAUGGGAGCAUCCUGGCUGCGGGCACGGGAGAGCGCACAGAAGAAGACAUGGCCUCUUUCGCCUCCAUAUCAUGAACAAACCCUGGAGACAGCAGAAAAAUCUGCCCUGUCUGUGCCAUCUGUCCCACCACGGCACAGCCACAGGGUCCUGGCAGCUGAGCCCAGCCCUGGAAGUGUGCUGGAGAGUCAUGCCACGCCAGCCAGGAGAGAUCCCUCACCGUGCCCCAGGGCAGCCCCGCAGCCGGGCUCAGGGAAGGGCAGGAUGGAGAUGGUGUCCAAUGUCAUCUAUGAAGGACUCAAGCCCACAUCAGCAUCCACUGAGAACUCGGGAGGGGAGGAUUGUCCCCAGGGUCAGGGUCUCGCUCAGCCCCUACCUCUGUCCCCGCAGGAGCUCAAGCAGACGGACGACAAACCUGACAGUCCUGGCUGCCCUGGCGAGAGCCUGCCACCCAUCCCGCUGAGAACCACCGGCAAGCCAGAGGUCAGCGAGCUGCCCAUCAGCCCCUACAGCGAGACCGUCUUUGGGCAGAUAACCCCAUCUCAGGAGCAGAAGGGUGCUGGCAUCUCCUCCGAUCAGAGCUACGAGGCAGUGGCUGAGGUGGACCUGGAGCGAGAAGCACGCAGGACAAGCAGUGAGUGCAGCAGCGAGGGACGGAGCGAGGAUGAGGAGACCCGGUCCAGGCUCAUCGACCGCAUCAUCCAGAACGACACGGAGGGGUACUCCACUGUGGAUGCGCCACGGACCAAGGGCACUCCGUUCACCCUGCCAGCCCAUCUCUACCCAGAUGAAGUCCUGGAUGACCUCACCAUCUCCCCUUACGCCAGCUUCACGUCACUCUCUGAGCCCCGUCCCACCAUGCUCAGUGGCUGGCUGGACAAGCUCUCUCCGCAAGGGAACUAUGUCUUCCAGAGGCGCUACGUACGUUUUGAUGGGAAGAACUUGAUGUACUUCAGCAGUGAGAAGGAACCCUACCCCAAGGGAGUGAUCCCACUGUCUGUGAUCGAGAUGGUUCGCUCCACCAAGGACAACAAGUUCCAGGUGCUCACGAGCCAUCGGAUCUUCGUCUUCCGUGCUGAGAAUGAAGCCCAGAGGAAUGAGUGGUGCUCCACGCUGCAGAAGAAGGUGACAGACCAGCGCUUAGAGGGGACUCGGCCCCGGCCAGCGAACACCUCUCACUGCCAGAAGUCAGGGACCCUGGAGCUGAAGGGCCAGAAGUCCAAGGUGUUUGCAGCCCUGAGCCUGCCUGAGAUGUGGCUGUACAAGAGCGAGCAGUUCUUUAAAAUGGGCAUCGGCAUCUGUGUGAUCGAGAUGCGCGGCUCCACCAUCCGCGAAGCCAAGAACCGUGGCUUCGAGCUCAUCACCCCCUUCAAAAUAUUCAGCUUUGUGGCGGAGUCAGAGCGGGAGAAGCGGGAGUGGAUGGAAGCCCUACAGGAGGCCAUAGCUGAGAUGCUCUAUGACUAUGAGGUGGCAGAGAAGAUCUGGUCCAACAAAGCCAACAAAUACUGUGCCGACUGCUGGGCUCAGAGUCCCGACUGGGCAUCCAUCAACCUGUGUGUGGUCAUCUGCAAGCAGUGUGCAGGGCAGCAUCGCAGCCUGGGCUCCAAUAUUUCCAAGGUGCAAAGUCUGAAGCUCGAUACCAGCGUCUGGUCUAAUGAAAUCGUGCAGCUCUUCAUCAUGCUGGGAAAUGACCGAGCAAACAGGUUCUGGGCUGCUCGCCUCCCCGCUGCUGAGGCACUCUACCCCAACGCCAGCGCCGAGCAGAGACGGGACUUCAUCUCCCGCAAGUACCGGGAGGGUCGGUACCGCCUGCCCCAUCCUCACUACGCCACUCAGGACGAUGUGCUCCAGGCGCUGUGUGCUGCAGUGGCAGGACCAGCCCUGCUCAAGACCAUCCUGCAGUUCUUCUCCUUCUCAGAGGCUGGGCUGGCAGCUGACCCUGCUGCCUGUGAGGUGGCCGCUGGGGCUGACCUUUGGUGGGGACCAGAGACCAAAAGGCUGAGGAACCUUUCAGGGAGCCCCCAUGCACGGGAACCGGGUCCAGAAGGUGUCUACAAUGAGAUCACACAACCGGUGACACACAGUGGGUACUUGUACCGGGCAACUGCCCCCCACAAGCUUCCAGGGACCAAGAAGAGCAAGGAGGACUUCCAGCGCACAUGGUGCUCCCUGGAGAGAUCCCUGCUCUUCUUCGAGACGGAGAAAUGCACGGAGCCGCUGGGCCACAUCGAGAGCGGAGACCUCAUCUCCAUGGGUGUGAGCAGAGCCCAGGUGCUCACCAGCCCCAGCCCUACUGAAAGGUUUCUCUUCACCCUUGAGCUCUUCCUCACCGGGGAAAAAGUGCAGCAGCUGGGAACCGAUGGGCCCGAGAUGCUGCAAGCCUGGGCCAGUGCUAUUGGAAAGUGGUUCACACCUGUGAGCUGUCACUGCCUGCUGGGCUACGAGUUCCAGCGCGUGGGCCAGCUGCGCUACAAGUGCAUGCUCAACCCCGAGCGGUGGCAGCAGGCCUUCUUCAUCCUCCAGAAAGCCCACCUCUUCAUCUGCCCUGCUGAGGAAGACGCGGCUGAGGACAGCAUCAACCUCCGGCGGCUGCAGGAGCUCAGUCUGGUUCCCCCAACAGAGACUCCAGAGAAGAAGGAGCUGCUGAUCCUGGUAGAGAUGGGUCGGACGUUUUACCUGCAGGGCUUGUCACGGGCAGACUCAGCGGCGUGGUACGCUGACAUCCAGGCAUCAGCAGGCGGCCGGGGUAAUGCCCUGCGGGACCAGCAGCUGAGCCGGGCCAACAUCCCCAUCAUCGUGGACAGCUGUAUCGCCUUCAUCACGCAGUACGGGCUGCGACAUGAGGGGAUUUACCGCAAGAAUGGAGCCAAGUCCAGGAUCAAGGUACUGAUGGAGGAGUUUCGGCGGGACGCCCGCAAUGUCAAACUGCGCAUCAAUGACAACUUCAUCGAGGAUGUCACUGAUGUGCUGAAGAGGUUCUUCCGUGAGCUGGAAGACCCCGUCUUCACCCUGGAGCUGCACCCACAGUGGAAGGAGGCUGCAGAGAUCUCCUCGAAGCCCCAACGCCUGGAGCGGUACAAGGAGCUCAUUCAUCGCCUGCCUCGCCUCAACCGCAAGACCCUGGCUGCCCUCAUCGGACACCUCUACCGGGUGCAGAAAUGUGCAGACCUCAAUCAGAUGAGCACCAAGAACCUGUCGCUGCUCUUCGCACCCAGCCUCUUCCAGACUGAUGGCAAAGGGGAGCAUGAGGUCAAGGUGAUGGAAGACCUCAUUGACAACUAUGUCAGCAUUUUCAACAUUGAUGAGGACCAGGUAUCUCAGAUGGAUUUGGAGAACAGUCUGAUCACCACCUGGAAGGACACACAGCUCUCGCAGGCAGGAGACCUCAUCAUUGAGGUUUACCUGGAGCAGAAGCUGCCCGACUGCUGUGUCACCCUGAAGGUGUCCCCCACAAUGACAGCGGAGGAGCUCACCAACCAAGUGCUGGAGAUGCGCAACGUGGCAGCCAGCCUGGACAUCUGGCUGACCUUCGAGGUCCUGGAGAAUGGGGAGCUGGAGCGGCCCCUGCAUCCCAAGGAGAAGGUUCUGGAGCAAGCCUUGCAGUGGUGCAAGCUCCCAGAGCCCAGUACAGCGUACCUGCUGGUGAGGAAGGUCCCCAUCGGCGAGGGUGGCUGUCUCUUCACAGGUGCUAAGCGCGAGACCCCCAAGUGUGGGCUGCUGAGAUGCCGUGAGGAGCCCCCCAAAUUGCUGGGGAACAAAUUUCAGGAGCGCUACUUUGUCAUUCGGGACCGGAGUCUGCUGCUGCUCAAGGAGAAGAGGAGUGCCAAGCCGGAGCGUGAGUGGCCCCUGGACACAGCCAAGGUUUACAUGGGCAUUAAGAAGAAGCUGAAGCCACCAGCACAAUGGGGUUUCACGCUGACGCUGGACAAGCAGCAGCUGUACUUGGUGUGCUCAGGACAGGCGGAGCUGUGGGACUGGACCACCAGCAUCCUCAAGGCUCAGCACGAUGACCUGCGCCCUGUUAUCAUGCGCCGGCGCUCCUCCUCCGACCUCGCCAAGCAGAAGUUCGGCACCAUGCCGCUGGUGCCGCUGCAUGGGGACAGCACUGAUGCCACCAUGCUCUCUGCCAACCAGACCCUGCGCCGUCUGCACACGCGAAGGACUUUGUCCAUGUUCUUUCCCAUGAAGAUGCACCAGGACUCCCUGGAGGAGCAGCAGGAGAAGGAGGUGGACCCCGAUCCUGUCUACGAGGAGGUGGGCAACUUCCCUGAGCUGGCGGCGCUGGAGCUGGGGCAGGAGCUGCUGGCAGAUCUGUCGGCCGUGCCCCUCGUGGACAGGUCCAAGAAGCCAACCCCAUUCCCCAAGCAGCCCCCGGCCCCGGCACUGCGCUCCUCACUGCCUGCCAGCUCGGCCCAGAGGGUGGCAGGUCCCUCCGUGACCAAAGCCCUGUCCCUGGAAAGGGGCUUGGACUUGGAGAGCGAAAAAGCUCCAGCCCAGGGGCUCAGACCUACCAAAACAGCCUCUCUGGAGAGGAACAUGGAGCCUUCCCUGGCACUGGCUGGGAACUGGGACCAGGAAGCUGCUCCAGGGAGCAGUUCCACGGAGAUGCCAAGGAAGAAGAGCGUUCAGCCUCCCUCACCCAUCAACGACAAACUCAUCCAGGAGCUCAGCAGUGUCAUCCUCAGGAAGAACGAGGGGCAGCCACCAGGGCCAGGCCAGCCGGUGACGUGACCCGCUGUGCCCAAGGGGCAACCACCAACCUGGGGGUUAAGUCGCACUCGGUGGCAGCGACAAUGGACACCCCACGCUCCCACACCAUGCAGCCCAUACCCUCCUUCUCCUGACCCCGGAGCUAGGCUGGGAGCAGGGAUCAGCGGGGACCAGGGGAACAGCGGACCAAGAUGCUCAGGGGUGGUCUUCGCUCUUGGAGGGGCCGGAGAUGCUGCUACCUGCACUUUUGCUCAUGGGUGGCACAUCUGCCAUUGCGCCCAGUGCCGAGGGAAGGAAGCAAAACGGAAAACAAAACCUGCCUGAGUGUUUUGGCAGCGUGGCACGAUGUCAGGCAAGGGGGCAUGUGGUGUCUGCCAGCACAGGGGAGCACAAGACGGUGUCCCCUCCUCUGCGCUGGGUCUGUGGGGCAGAGGCAGGACACUUGUGUCAUCCCCUACUUCCUUUCUGGCAUCUACAGUGGCAUCUUUUUGUGAGGGACAGCAGGAGCAGGGCUGACCGUGUGUGCCCGGCACGUGGUCCUGGCGAUGGAGGACAGUUCCUGCUCCGCUUGGGUAGCGAUACCUGUUCCUUCCACCAGCAGGG
Molecule: messenger RNA, 6177 nt
Organism: Cuculus canorus (common cuckoo)
Lineage: Eukaryota; Metazoa; Chordata; Aves; Cuculiformes; Cuculidae
Gene: ARAP3
Product: ArfGAP with RhoGAP domain, ankyrin repeat and PH domain 3
Exons: 34
Coding region: 259-5595 (1778 amino acids)
Biological process (GO): signal transduction; positive regulation of GTPase activity
Molecular function (GO): GTPase activator activity; phosphatidylinositol-3,4,5-trisphosphate binding; protein binding
Source: RefSeq, a predicted model, not a curated record